AUGGAGUCUCUGAUAAACAAACUUAACAAGUGGCACGAGCUGAAGAAGGAGCAUGCCCGUCUAAUACGCCAGAGAAGAGAAAGGGAGAUAGAGGAGAUUGUUGAGGAAAUAAGGAAGACCCGGGAUGUCGAGAUGCUUUUGGGGAUACUGGCCACUGAUUCGGACAAGUGCAAGGGUCUUGAAGGGUUUCUGAGUACUGAGCUGAGAAGAAGCAUAGGAUUCAACAGUAAGGAGAGGAUAAAUACGAUUAUCAAGUGCAUGUGCAUUUUAGGCUUGGAGUGCGAGAUGUAUAGGCUGAUGAUGAUAGACCAUCUUGAAAGCGUCUACUCGAAGACAGUCGGAGGCCCUGUUUCUGCCAGGAUAAAAGGCCUUAUUGGGCUUAAGGGAUAUGACGAGACAAACGGUCUCCGCAUCCACGAGUACGUCGAAAGUAGAAUAAAUGAGGAGAUCGACAGGUUUGUUGAAAGAAUACCUGUUGAAAACCCGAAGGAACUGGAUGGAUGGCUGAAUGAGAUAGCAGAGGUACAGAAGUACAGGCCAAAAGUAUUGGAGAUGUAUAAGAGUCUCGAGAUCAAGUACUUUUCCAUGUGUCUUGGGAUUGUUAUGUUGAAUGACAAAGCCAGUGCGGUGGAGGACACGGUGUAUCUAGUUAACAAGAUCCGGCGUAGAAGCGAUGCAGUUGGUGUGAACAUAGACAAUGAGAUUAUGGGGAAGCUAAACGAGUAUGAGAUGCUAUGGGAAGGGGAGGUCAAGGCGCUAUUCCGGAGAUGA
Encephalitozoon hellem ATCC 50504 is the source of this 771-nucleotide messenger RNA. RefSeq lists its product as uncharacterized. The record is from RefSeq and is a predicted model, not a curated record. Lineage: Eukaryota; Fungi; Microsporidia; Unikaryonidae. The coding region runs from base 1 to 771 and encodes 256 amino acids. The transcript has a single exon.